This is a messenger RNA of Chelonoidis abingdonii (Abingdon island giant tortoise), 1086 nucleotides long. Its product is annotated as urotensin-2 receptor-like. NCBI's taxonomy places the organism in Eukaryota, Metazoa, Chordata, Testudines, Testudinidae. The record is from RefSeq and is a predicted model, not a curated record. Gene Ontology annotation, cellular component: plasma membrane. Gene Ontology annotation, molecular function: urotensin II receptor activity. Gene Ontology annotation, biological process: blood vessel diameter maintenance; neuropeptide signaling pathway; regulation of blood pressure.
GUGAUGGCAGGGGUGGGAGAGGAAGCUCAGUGUGGUAAUUUCUCGGAUGAUGGUACUAACCUAGAAGAGGAUAGCCCACUUACUGGGCUCUUGGGCACCAUCCUGACAAUCAUGUGCCUUUUUGGGAUGACAGGGAAUGUCUACACACUAGUGGUGAUAUCCAGAGGUGUGUCUGGCCGCUCAGCUGGUUCCCUGUGUGUCUAUGUGGUCAACCUGGCCCUGGCUGACCUACUCUACCUCUCCACCAUCCCCUUUGUGGUAUGCACAUACUUUGCCCAGGACUGGUUCUUUGGGGAUGUGGGCUGCAGACUCUUGCUCAGCCUAGACCUCCUCACCAUGCAUGCCAGCAUCUUCCUGCUGACAGCCAUGAGCCUGGAGAGGUACUGGGCAGUGACCAGGCCACUGAGGGCCAGGCAGGCCGGGAACAGCUGCCGCAAACUCACCAGCCUGGGCCUCUGGCUCCUCUCGCUGCUGCUGACUGUGCCUAUGAUGGUCAUGAUCCAACUGCGGGACAGCAGCAGCCACAACAAGCGGAUCUGCUUCCCCACCUGGACGCCCGAGGCCUUCCGCAUUUAUUUCAUGGUGCUCUUCACCACCAGCAUUCUAGCUCCUGGCUUGAUCCUAAGCUUCCUGUACGGCCGCCUUGCCAGAGCCUACUGGACCUCAGUGGCGGCCAUGCAGCCAUGGGUCACACACCUGGCCUUGAAGCAGAAGCUGUUCUCCAGGAUCUUCAGCAUCAUCGCAGCCUACUGGGUCUGCUUUGUACCCUUCUGGGCCUGGCAGCUCGCUAAGCUGUACUGGAGUGAGGGCCUGGGGCUCAGCCCUACCACCCAGGCAUACCUCAACUUUGGAGUGACCUGCCUGACCUACGGCAACAGCUGCAUCAACCCGUUCCUCUACACUCUGCUCACCUGGAACUACCGCGAGCACCUGGCCUAUAGCAGGGAGAGGCAGGCAGGGGAGCAGGUCCUCGACCUGAUGGAGAAGCAGGGUAGUGUCCAAGCAGAAGGCAUGCCCAUGACCUCCAAGGCACUACUAGGCAGGGGGCUUGGGAAAGGAAGGCAGGGAGGAACCUCUGGCAAUUAA